AGGACCUUAGACUAUAUAUAGAAUUCUAGCUGGAGUGUCUGCUCAGUGACAGCCUGACUUUCCUAAUCCUCCUCAAGAGUUUUGCAUUAGAUUUGAAAAAUGUUGACUAUGUCUUUGAUCUGGGGGAUUAUUAUAGCAGUGUGCUGUUGUUCAUGGCUUAUUCUUGGUAUGAGGAAAAGAAAACCUGGGGAACCACCUCUGGAGAAUGGGUUGAUUCCGUACCUGGGAUGUGCUCUGCAGUUUGGUUCCAAUCCUCUCCAGUUCCUCAGAGCAAAUCAAAGGAAACAUGGCCAUGUUUUCACCUGCAGACUGAUGGGAAACUAUGUCCACUUCAUCACAAAUCCCUUAUCAUACCACAAAGUGUUGUGCCAUGGAAAAUACUUUGAUUGGAAAAAAUUUCAUUUUACUACUUCUGCAAAGGUAUUUGGGCACAGCAGCAUUGACCCAAGUGAUGGAAACACCACAGAAAACAUAAGCAAAACUUUUAUCCAGACCCUGCAGGGGGACGCCUUGAAUUCCCUCACAGAAGCCAUGAUAGAAAACCUCCAACUUGUCAUGCACCCUCUGGUGGUAUCUCAAUCAAAGAUGCCUUUCUGGGUGACAGAAGGGAUGUAUUCCUUCUGCUACCGAAUGAUGUUCGAAGCUGGGUACUUAACUCUCUUUGGCAGAGAUCUUCUUUCAGGGCAAGAUGCACAAAAAGCACUUAUUCUAAAUAACCUUGACAACUUCAAGCAGUUUGACAAAAUCUUUCCAGCCCUGGUAGCAGGCCUCCCCAUUCACAUGUUCAAGACCGCACACCAUGCCCGGGAAAAACUGGCGGAGGGCUUGAGGCACCAGAAUCUGGGAAAGAGAGACCACAUCUCAGAACUGGUCAGGUUUCUGAAUGACAUGUUGUCUUCCUUGGAUGAUAUGGAGAAGGCCAAGACACAACUCGCUGUCCUCUGGGCAUCACAAGCAAACACCAUUCCAGCAACUUUCUGGAGCUUAUUUCAAAUGAUCAGGAACCCUGAAGCAAUGAAAGCAGCUGCUGAAGAAGUGAACAAAACACUAGAGAAGGCUGGGCAAAAUAUCAGCUUUGAAAAUAAUAACCCUAUUCGUUUGAAUCAGAUGCAGCUGAACGACAUGCCAGUCCUAGAGAGUAUCAUCAAGGAGUCUCUGAGGCUCUCCAGCGCCUCCCUGAACAUCCGGACAGCUAAAGAGGAUUUCACUUUGUGCCUCCAGGAUGGUUCCUAUAAUAUCCGCAAAGAUGAUAUCAUAGCUCUUUAUCCGCAGUUAAUGCAUUUAGAUCCAGAUAUCUACCCAGACCCAUUGACUUUUAAAUAUGAUCGCUAUCUUGAUGAACAUGGGAAGACAAAGAGUACCUUCUAUAGAAACGGACUCAAGUUAAAAUACUACUACAUGCCCUUUGGGUCAGGAGCGACAGUGUGUCCGGGAAGGCUAUUUGCUGUCCAGGAAAUGAAGCAGUUCUUGAUUCUGAUGCUUUCCUACUUCGAACUAGAGCUUGUGGAGAGCCAUGUUACAUGUCCCCCUUUGGACCAGUCCCGGGCAGGCCUGGGCAUUCUACCACCAUUAAAUGAUAUCGAAUUUAAAUAUAAAUUGAAACAUUUGUGAAUAUGUAGUUAGAAAAGGAAAAUAAUAAACGAUGUUCCAGGAUGAACAGCACCUUUGGACAGCUGCAUUAGUUGCGAAGGAGCUGACCGAGUGCGCUCAGUUCCAUUCACUGAUGCGGGCUCGUGAAUCUCCUUUGAUGACAGCUUCCAGAAGCUAUCUCAGACUGUGCCAGUAGAAAAAACUAAUUUCUAGAAGACAGAUAAUUUGUUUUCAUUUGAAUAAGUGAAUGUUCAUAUAUCCAGGGACUGAAUUUCAUUAUUUUCAGAGGAAGAAGUGGUUUUUGUCCAAAGUGAAAAUAUUCCAAUUGGCAGCAGCUUUUUUUCCUAAGGAAAUAGCUCUGUUUUUGUAAAAACCACUCAACCAUUAUGAAAAAAUUACAAAUUCACGUUUUAGUGAAACUGCAUGAUUUUUUGCCUAGAUGUGGAGUUCUUCGGGUGUUGAUGUAUACUGUAAAGGAUAUUUUAAAGGGUUAUAUCAUGCCUUUAACAAAGAGAUAAUGUUUCUCAACUUUCCCUUUACCCAGUAUGCAGGGCUUUCAAAAUGUGGACUUGAUGUCCUCAAAAUGUUAAUGAUGUUUUAAUAUUUUCCCUUAAUGUUUUGUUUUUCCUAGAAACUCUAAUGUCUAUUUCAGGUUUCAAUUAUCUCAUCUAUACU
Molecule: messenger RNA, 2265 nt
Organism: Manis pentadactyla (Chinese pangolin)
Lineage: Eukaryota; Metazoa; Chordata; Mammalia; Pholidota; Manidae
Product: cytochrome P450 7A1
Exons: 6
Coding region: 100-1611 (503 amino acids)
Biological process (GO): cellular response to glucose stimulus; cholesterol catabolic process; bile acid biosynthetic process
Molecular function (GO): heme binding; iron ion binding; cholesterol 7-alpha-monooxygenase activity
Source: RefSeq, a predicted model, not a curated record